Prunus armeniaca (apricot) is the source of this 1296-nucleotide messenger RNA. Lineage: Eukaryota; Viridiplantae; Streptophyta; Magnoliopsida; Rosales; Rosaceae. The record is from the annotation of a GenBank genome assembly.
AUGAAGCUGGCCAUGGCGUCUGUUCUGCUAGUAUUGUUAUCGCUACUCAUCCGUUCAAAUGCCAAAGAAGAAGCCUUCGAUGCAAGGCAUGGAACUCGUUCUCCUACCAAGAAACGGAUUAAAGAGUUGGAGAACUUGGCAGCUCAUCUGGAGGUGUUACUGAGAGAAGCUGAAGAACAGAACCUAUCUUUGGAAAAACUUCCUGUUUGGUUAAAGGGUUGGAAAUCUCCUUGGAAAGGAAAACUGAAAGGUGGAGAAUUAAUUAUCCAAGGAGAGGAUGAACUCUAUGAUCUUGGUAUCAGGACUCGAGCAAGAUUUCCAAAUUUGUUUAAUGAUGAUUACCAUCUAGAUGUUUAUGCAAUAAAAGCAACACAGGUCCCUCGGGCAUCAGCCAGUGCUGUGGCAUUUGGCAUGGGAUUGUUUAGUGGGAAAGGAAGUCUUGGACCAGGGCGUCAUCGAGCUUUUGCUGUAACCAGCGAAAGCCGUGCAAGUGAUACAAUGCUAAGGUUUCAUGAUUGUUGCCAAAACUACAAGGCAUUUAAGAAAAGUCAGGAGCCUGCUGUUGAUAAGCUUAAGGAACCUGUUUAUGAUGAAAUUACUUCUGCAGAAGCAUCCUUGUUGAAUAUAGUUGAUCAAGCUUGUGCACUUUUCAGUCCUUCUGAGGUUUCUUUGCUGGAGUGGACAGAUGAUUUGGAGGCCUUUAUAUUAAAGGGGUAUGGUAAAUCAAUAAACUAUAGAAUGGGAGUGCCCUUACUUGAAGAUGCUGUGCAGUCCAUGGAGCAGGCUAUUAAGGCCGAAGAAGAAAAACAUGCUCCUGGCAGUUAUGAAAAGGCAAGGCUAAGUUUCGCACAUGCAGAAACUGUGUUUCCAUUUUCAUGCCUGCUUGGACUUUUUCUUGACGGAUCUGAAUUUCAAAAAAUACAGAGGGAACAGUCCUUGCAACUCCCUCCAAUGCCUCCCCAGAAGAGAAAUUGGAGGGGCAAUACUGUGGCACCUUUUGGUGGGAAUAACAUGCUGGUUCUGUACAGUUGUCCAGCCAACACAUCAAACAAGCACUUUGUGCGAGUGCUGCACAAUGAACAUCCCAUUCCAAUGCCAGGUUGUGAUGGUACUGAUUUCUGUCCACUUGAUAUGUUUAAGGAAAGAAUAGUGGCUCCUCAUUUGAAGCAUGACUAUAAUUCUGUGUGCAAUGUAAAACUGGAACAACAAGAGCAGAAGCCUGUAGCCAGUAAGUUAUCUCAACUGUGGAUGUUCUCACUGGGGAAUGGUGAUAAAAGGUCCCUCGAUGAAUUGUAG